Ctenocephalides felis (cat flea) is the source of this 1168-nucleotide messenger RNA. Its product is annotated as queuosine salvage protein. The coding region runs from base 129 to 1142 and encodes 337 amino acids. Lineage: Eukaryota; Metazoa; Arthropoda; Insecta; Siphonaptera; Pulicidae. The record is from RefSeq and is a predicted model, not a curated record. The transcript has 5 exons.
UUACGAUAAUCUUUGAAUUCAAACGAGUCAGAUAAUUUUUUUACGUACUUCAUAGUUGAAACAACUAAAUUAUUAAUUUAAGGGUUGAAUAAUUAGACUACGAAUAAUUUUAAUAAAACAUCACAAUAAUGUUUCCGAGAGAGUCUGCAGAAUUUAUUGUAAAACAUGCAAAAAAUGUUUCAUUUAAAGAGGAGGGUAUUCAAAAACUGUCAAAAAUGGUAAUUCAAGAUAUAGUAUCACAUAAACUUACUCCAAGCAACUUUUCCCAACAUGACCUUCACCCAAAACCUAUGGACCCUUGGGCUCUUGAUUGGAUUUUUAUUGUAGACACAUUGAACUUUUGUUUUUGGACACCUGGCAUAGGGAAUUCUACGAAGUAUAGAGUCAAUGGCCACACAGGUUAUUUUGCACUUUGUGCCGCAAUAAACCGAGCAAUGAAAGAGGGUAUUGAUAUAACAAAUCCGAAAUAUUAUUCAAGUAUUGAUGUAACUAGUUUGCAAAAAUUAAUGCGAUCUGAUGAUGGUGUAACAAAAGUUCCUUUAUUGCCAGAGAGAGUAAAUUGCUUGCAACAAGUGGGUCAAGUGUUGCUUGAAAAAUAUAAGGGCACUUUUAAAAAUUGUGUUCUAGAGGCUGAAAAUUCAGCCCAGAAUUUGUUGAAGCUGAUAACUAAUGAUUUUAUUUGUUUCCGAGAUGAAGCCUUGUACAAUGGACAACGUGUAUCUUUCUAUAAACGGGCACAGAUUUUAGUCGGUGAUGUGUGGUCAUGUUUUAGUGGAAAAGAUAUAGGAUAUUUUCAUGAUAUUGACACUAUCACUAUGUUUGCUGAUUAUAGAGUUCCACAAGUAUUAGUACAUUUUGGUGCCAUGGCUUACACAGAGGCCUUGUAUGAAAGACUGGCAAAAGAGGAACUGAUGCCAAAUGGAUCAGACGAUGAAAUUGAAAUUCGAGGUACUUCUAUUUACAUAUGUGAGCAGAUUAAAAACUUUAUUCGAAAACAAAUCAGGGAUAAUCAAAUACAAACAAUAUCGGAAAAUGAUGUGAAUGGAAUACUAAUAGAUCAUUUCUUAUGGGAUUAUCGAAGAAAAAAUGCUGAAAUGCUAAAUUAUAUUCCAUUUCAUAAAGUUCUUUGUAUUUACUAUUAAUAAUAAUUGUUAUAUUAAAACUGUUC